AUGUCACUGCUGAGCGACCCUGAGUUCCUAGUCCAUAGCCUUCGUUUAAAUUACCUCCGCAACGUCGACGAUCCUUAUGGGCCCCGCCUCAUCUCAUUGAACCCAUCCUUUUCCUCCAACCCAUAUAUCGUCGCCGCCUCUUUUGCUGACGUCGAUCGAUGGCCGGAACUAUCUGCACCGUCGAGCCCCCCUCUGUCUGAAGAUGAGGCCGAUGGUACUCGUAUCCGGCACGCCUCUGGGUUUCCUGGUGCAACUGGUUUGAGAUAUACCCAGACCAUCUUAGGGCCUUCACGAACGGGAUUCAUGGGGAUGAGAACCGGUGAUCGCAGGUCUGGCUCAGCGCGGCGGUCAACACGCUACGCUAAGCGUGAUGAGGAGCGCAAUGACGAUCCGCCUAAGGAAGCUGGCGGCGGCAUCAGCUCCCAGCUAGGGUCGUUGUCCUCCGAUGGAGAGGAUUUAUCUGCUGCCGAUGACGAAGACGAUUUUGACGACGUCGGUGAUAUCGACAACAGUAUUGAUAUGGAUGGGGAUGAAUUUGAUACACAUUCCCAUCUGAGUCCCGUCAAUGAAUGUUCAACGAUCGAGGGCAUGUCGUCCGAUGCAUCCCCAUUUCAAAGCGAGAAGCCUAUCGAUUCCUAUUUUGAGAUGGUCACUCCACCUCCUGUGAAGACAGAAGAUCAAUCCUCUGACGACCGAAGUCCUGAAAAUCCUGGGGAUAUCGCGCCAGUUGCUGCUGACUCACCUCUAGAUGACCUUUUUGCCCGACAAGAGAUCGUCCUUAAUCGUCCCGCAAAAUCCGCGCUCAGCUCUUUCCUUGCUUCCUCCAACACAACGAAUCCCUUUUCUGAUCUUUAUUCUUCGAUUUCUGGGCGAGGCGUGCCCACUUCUGCGGCGACCACCAUCACAAUAUUCUUUCCCCAUGCACGGGAGCCUGCAGGGAAGCCAAUGGAGCUGAAUGUGAGAAAGGAUGCCACGAUGGAGGAGGUCCUAGGGUUCGCGUUGUGGAACUAUUGGGAAGAGGAUUGGCAACCAAGACUAGGUGAAAAGGAUGAGUCCGACGACACACUGAGUGCUGUGGGCUGGGUUCUGCGAAUUGCAGAGGAUGAUGGUGAAGUAGACGAAGAUUUCCCUCCACCUGACCGGACGGGAAAAAUCUCGAAGUUCAAUUUUGAUGUUUAUGCUGUACUAGAAGCGACUCCUAUUCAAAUCCAGCAGAACAAGGUCCUCGAAAGUAAGAUACAGCGCAGUCCAUCUCGUGUUGCAACCAAAGUCAAAAAGCCCGAAGGCCUAACCGUCGCUGGUCUAACAAUACCAGGCUCAUCUGGUCCUGGUACCAGUGCCAUUCUUGGAUCAACCCUCGGGAAUUCCCUGUUCUCCUCUUCGUUAGGCCCCUCACCUAGCUACGGCCCUCAGAUGUUCUUGAGGAUCCGUGUUUUAGAUACAGCUGAUGCGGUCCACAUCUCCACAACCAUUCCUGUAUCGGCGACUAUGUACAUGCAAGAGGCGCUUGAAAUGGUUUGUCGGAAGCGAAAAUUGCAGAAUGCAAAGGAGUAUGCACUUCUGCUCGGUGAUAUGAGCAUUCUCAUCCCUUUGGAUCGCACCGUCGCCAGUCUUCAAGGCAAAUCCGAUUUGAUGCUGGUGAAGAGAUCUAUGUUACCUCGACUAGGAGUUGAUGUUGGAAGGAUGACUGGCAAAACAACAGAUCCUAAUGCAUCAAUCUUCAAGAGCAUGUCUGAUGUCCCAGAAGCACAGUACAGCCUUGCUGGUGACUAUACAUCGGCAUAUAAGAAAUAUACAGUCUACCGAAAGAUGCCCAUGCUUGUUGGUCGACACGAGAGAACACUGGCGAUUGAUGGGGCAUAUAUUCACAUUAUGCCUUCCUCGAACAAAGCAAAAGUGGUGUUUGAGAGUGGUAAAACUUCAUCAUAUCAUAUCAACAGUAUCAUAGCAUGUCAACAAUCUGCAAAGUCGUCAUCAUCCUUCCGCUUUAUUGUGCAUCGUGAUGGUGGUAACAAACGAUAUGAGUUUGAAGCAGAAAGCCCCAUACUAGCUAAUGAGAUUGUGCAGAUUAUUAGGGGAUUAAAGACUAUGCUAGAAAGAUCUGGAACUAUAAACAAGUCUAGAAGAAGCAAACAAGUAGGAUAAUAUGACUUUUACUAUGUAUAAUGCAUAGGUUUUUAUGCCUAGUAAAAAUUC
Messenger RNA from Heterobasidion irregulare TC 32-1, 2196 nucleotides. RefSeq lists its product as uncharacterized. The coding region runs from base 1 to 2145 and encodes 714 amino acids. The record is from RefSeq and is a predicted model, not a curated record. Gene Ontology annotation, biological process: TORC2 signaling. Gene Ontology annotation, molecular function: phosphatidylinositol-4,5-bisphosphate binding. NCBI's taxonomy places the organism in Eukaryota, Fungi, Basidiomycota, Agaricomycetes, Russulales, Bondarzewiaceae. The transcript is spliced from 10 exons. Gene Ontology annotation, cellular component: cytoplasm; plasma membrane; TORC2 complex.